AUGGCGGGUCCAAAUCAGUUACCUGUCUCAGUUGCCGCCGAUGGCGUGCAUGGUCGCAAACGCAAUAUGGCCAUUGCGGGGAUCGACAGUUCUCCCGGAAGUAUGGAGGAUAUGGAUGACAACGAUGCGCGCGAGGAGAAGAGACGUCAGCCAGUGAAGCGCGCUUGCAAUGAAUGUCGACAGCAGAAGCGUGUGGGGAAGCGCAGUCGCAAUGCGGAAAUGGAGAGGGAAAUAAUGGAGCUCAGAAAGCAAAUUGCUAGUGGCCAACCUGCCCCUGCAAUGAACCAGCAACGAGCAUUGACCGCAGGACAAUUGACACCCAAGCAAGAAUCGAAUCAAGUCAGUCCCGCAGUCUAUCAAACCCCGUCGGCCAUGUCUGCAGAUCAGUACAUGGGAUCCCAAGAAGCUGUCGCCUCCCUCCUGGACCUUCGUUCGGGCUUCGAUGGUACCAACUUCAUGAGGAAUGGCGGACAAAUCAAACGAAUUGAGGAUGUUAUGGUUGUUCCAGAAAAAGUAACGGAGCUGUUUAAUAUAUUCUUCACAUACUACCACCCUUUCCUUCCAUUUUUGGACCGGAGCCUCUCUCCCGAGGAUUAUCAUAGCUCCUCUUUGUUGCUUUUCUGGAUUAUCAUCAGUGUCGGUGCGCGACGCUAUCAAGGCGAUUCGAAUUUGUUGAAUUCCCUCGCUGGUCCUGUCACCCGGCUGGUCUGGAGCACUCUAGCAGAUAUCCCUCAAAGCUACCAUGUUGUCAAAGCUCUCGCUCUGCUAUGCUCAUGGCCGUUCCCGACAAGCAGCACCUCAACAGAUCCAACCUUCAUGCUAUGUGGAAUGAUGGUACAGGUUGCCAUGCAGCUUGGUCUCCACCGACCUUCUCACACUCAGGACUUUAGUAAAUUCCGAGUAGAGCUGAUCGAGGAUGAAUUGAGAGACAAGGUGCGAACGUGGGCGAUUUGCAAUAUUGUUGCUCAGAGAGUUUCCACCGGCUAUGGACAGCCAUCAUCUACUCUUUACGACUGGACAUUGUCCUCGAACGAUUCACAUGACCCGAACUUCAAGCUUCCUGAAGAUAUAAGGCCAAGAUUGGAGAUCGAAAAGUUUUGUGAUAGAGUUACCCGCGCGCUUUACACAAAUCGACGUGAUCCUGUCGGCUUAACCAGUGACCAUGAACGCUCGACUAUGAUUUCCUUCCUGUCACGAGACUUUGACGAAUUGGAAGAACAGCUCAAACCGCAUAAUGACUGUAUUACUGACUUGUUCCUCCGUGCUGCUAACCUUCAUUUGCACCUUUCGGCAUUCUUUGAUGAGCCAACCACUAAGAAUUACCGCGAACGCCUUUUAUCUCUGUAUGUCGCGACGACAUCAUUCCUCGAAGUUGUCCUAAACCUCGAGACCGAUGUUGGCCCAGUUCUCUCUUACACCCCAUACUAUGUCUACCAGAUGAUGGUUGCCGCCGGUUGCACCCUUCUGAAGCUGUGCAAGAGCUUUUUCGCUUCUCACAUAGACAUGGAAUACACCAAGCACCUAUUCAACCGUACGAUCUGGGCCAUUCGGGGGGUGUCAGCGUCCAGCAAUGAUCUGCCCGAACGGCUUGCUGAAGUGUUGGCUCAGAUGUGGAGAUUGGGAGGGGCAACUCAGCGGUCUAACAAUAGUACCGACGUCGAUGAUUCCCUGCGGCUCAAAGUACGUUGCCGAAUGAGCAUGUCUCUGCUAUUCGACUCUGUAUGGCGUUGGCGGGAGGAUGCCAGGACUAAGGGCCGAAACAUUGAAGCCUAUCUGAAAAAUCCCACAAAUCCUGACUCGGCAGCCGACUCUUCGGGCACUUCAUCUGUCGGGCCUGUACACACAUCUACAAUAACACCUGGAAUCUCUGGAAAUGAUCCAAGCCUUGCUCCAGCACCCCUGCUAUCCCAGGCUAGUCUUGGGAUACAACCACCCACAACCCAACCUACCGGACUUCCAAGUGUCUUCAUUGAACCUAAUUACGAAGUCUUCGAUCCAUUGAACUGGCUUCUUGAUGGUCUGAGCCACGUUCCUUUCCCUACACGCAAAGGCUGCUUCUCGAUCUUAUACCAGCAGUAUAAGUUUGUCGUGAAUGGGCCGGGUAUCAUAAAGAAAGGCUACGAACAAUUCAGAAACGGCCUGUUCGAGAUCCCGCGAACAUUCCGCUUCGGUCAGGUCAUAUUAUGCCAACCAGAGUUGAUUGAAGAACUAAGAAAUAAACGGAGUACUAUUGUCUCCCCCGAGCCAUGGAUUGAUCAGCUCCUCCAAAUUUCUCAUGUUAUGCCUGGCUAUUUCCCCAAGGGAAUGGGAUGGCCAAAAAUUGCUAAAACUACGCCUGGUCUAAUUCGUGCCACAGUUUAUAAACACCUGCAUCGGUAUAUGCCCGCUAUGAAUCAAGCAAUUAUCUCACAGUUGCAGACCCUAGAGUUCAAAGACGGAGAAUGCAACUUUGGCUGCUUUGACCUGGCAUACUCGAUCGUAGCCCGCAGCGGCAGCUUUGCUAUUGUCGGUCCACGGCUUUCUCAGAAUGAAGAAUAUCUCAAAGCUGUCAAGGACCACAUACUUGGGAUGAUAGUGACCACUCGCGUACAAUUUCUUGUUCCAGAUUACCUAAAGCCCUACAUUGGUGGGCUCAUCGGCCGCCUCGCCACUAUUGGGACUAGUUGGGAUAUGCACGCCUCGCGUAAGAUUUUGCUCAAGCACUUCGAUGCACGUGCAGCAGAAUAUCACGCAGAGAUAUUCAAUGGCAGCGGCCCUAGCGAGACCAAUAUCGAUGAAUCGGACGAUCCGGUUGAAAUCUUCCAAUGGCUGUAUGAGAGCAGUGUUCUUCGGGAGCGAUGGACAUAUGCAGAGGUGAUAGGUGAGAUGCUGCUUCUGCAAUUCGCCUUUAUCUACACCACGUCCUAUGGUCUUUACGGUGCCCUGGUUGAGCUAGCUCGACGGCCCGAAUAUGUUGCACCCCUGCGUGAGGAAAUUGAUCUAAUUUUCUCCGAAAUGGGACCAACCGUUCCAGCCUGUGAUAACAUGGUUUUGAUGGAUAGCUUCUUGAAGGAGUGCCAGCGACUGCAUCCGCCUUCAGCACUCUCCGCCCACCGGGUCUGCGUCACUGACCUCAAACUUUCUAACGGCAUUACACUCAAGCAGGGCUCCCACGUUGCCGUCCCAAGUGGAAUAAUCCAACGAUCCAGCGAGCAUUAUGCAAACCCUGACGCAUUCGACGGUUUCCGGUUCGUCAAGCGUGCAGCAGCUGGAGCCAAGGAUUCCCGGCUGGUCGAUCUGAGUCCUGACUAUCUGGUUUUCGGAAUGGGUGCACAUGCCUGCCCCGGACGAUGGAUGGCUAGCGCACUCAUGAAACUCGCCUUUGCGCAUAUCCUGAAUCAGUAUGAUAUACUCCUGCCUAAUUCGGCUUCUCUUCCCUUCACUGGCUCGCUUUCAUUCGAGGAGUUUUAUGUGCCCAAUUUCGGGCUAAAGAUUGCUUUGCGCAAACGCUAG
Molecule: messenger RNA, 3492 nt
Organism: Penicillium griseofulvum
Lineage: Eukaryota; Fungi; Ascomycota; Eurotiomycetes; Eurotiales; Aspergillaceae
Product: putative C6 transcription factor (Leu3)
Exons: 15
Coding region: 1-3492 (1163 amino acids)
Biological process (GO): DNA-templated transcription; regulation of DNA-templated transcription
Cellular component (GO): nucleus
Molecular function (GO): iron ion binding; DNA-binding transcription factor activity, RNA polymerase II-specific; monooxygenase activity
Source: RefSeq, a predicted model, not a curated record